UCAUUUUCUUAUCUUGAGUUCAUCUUCUUCUCUCUCAAGAGAGUGUGAGCUCUGAUCGUUUCUGUUCAACUUCAAUUCCUCUAAUACUCGGUUAUUCAAAGUUUUUGUAGGAUGAGAAAGGUGAAGAAAGCUGAGGAGUUGAUUAAAACGAUGUUGAGGAUUGGUUUGAAACCAGAUAACUUUACAUACAGCGGUCUUAUUAAAAGCUUCAAGUGAAUGUCGGAGAGAGAGGUGACGUAAGAGAGAUGUUGAGUUCAAUGGAUAGACAAAUUGUAGAAGAACUUGACCUGAGAAUGAGUGUAGUAGCUUCUUUGUAAAUUGUAUCUUCAAGAGGUUAAGCGUGUGGUGGUGGUCCAAACGCAAUAAAAAUCCCCCGCUCGAGGGUAUUUUAGUAAUUGUAACAGCCCCGAAAUACUAGGGCUUCCGCCCCCGCCUUCCUCACCUACUAUAAAAGCACUCUAAGUUUGUUAAUACAAUCCGUUAAUUUACCACUCGCCGUCUCUCUCACUCUCUCUUCCUUAUCAUCAAAACCAGCUAACGAUCAAAAAUGUCUGACGGAUCAGAAGAAACGAAAACAAAGCUUGAUUCUUCCGGAGAGUCAUCGGACGUCGAUAACGAGAACUGCAUUAGCAGUGGAGGUGGAAGUAGCGCCGAAGCGAAGCGGACUUGCGUUGAUUGCGGAACAUUCCGAACUCCCCUUUGGCGCGGUGGCCCUGCUGGACCUAAGUCGUUGUGCAAUGCGUGUGGGAUCAAGAGCAGGAAGAAGAGGCAAGCUGCUCUCGGAAUCAAACCAGAGAAGAAGAUCAGAAAAAGCAUCAUCAUCACCAGUGAUACUAGUGAUCUAAGCCUCGAAGAUGAUGAUCACAAAACUUGCAGCAGCAGCAGCAGCAAAGGAAUAAGUAGAUUUUUGGAUUUAGGGUUUAAGGUUCCGGUAAUGAAGAGAUCAUCGGUUGAGAAGAAGAAGAGGCUGUGGAGUAAACUCGGCGAGGAAGAGAGAGCCGCCGCCGUGCUUCUCAUGGCUCUCUCUUGUGCCUCCGUUUAUGCUUAAAAACGAUGAAGAAUAAUAAAAGCUUUCUUCUUCGUUUUCUUUUUGUAGGUUGUUUAAACUAGAGAGAGAGAUAUAUAUAAUGUAUGAACGUUUGGUUUCCACUAAUGUUAUGUAUUCAUUAUCUUAAUGAAUUUCUAUUUUUUAA
Molecule: messenger RNA, 1193 nt
Organism: Brassica rapa (field mustard)
Lineage: Eukaryota; Viridiplantae; Streptophyta; Magnoliopsida; Brassicales; Brassicaceae
Product: GATA transcription factor 17
Biological process (GO): regulation of DNA-templated transcription
Molecular function (GO): zinc ion binding; sequence-specific DNA binding
Source: RefSeq, a predicted model, not a curated record